AUGCUCUGCUUAGAGUUCCUGGCCUCCUGGCUACCGGGCUUCCCCAGCUUGGCCUGGGGCUCCACCCUGACGGACUCUCUCUUGCAAGGGCUAAUAGGAGCCUGUGCGGUCUCUGUCCUCUGCAGCCUGGUGAAGAUUCACCUCUACAUCCAGUGUCUGAAUGACCCAGACAGACAGACGGAGAAGGAGUCCAUCGGUGCCUUGGUGGUGCUGGAGUUUUCCCUCAGGGCCGUGUCUAUGCUGCUAUCCCAGAACAAGGGUGCACACAGCAGCCAGCUCUACCUGCUGUGCCAAUACUCCCUGGGGUGCGGCAUCUCCUGCAGCCUCAGCUACCUGCUGGAGGGGGCUCCCCACCGCACCUGCAACCUGAUCCUCAGCUUGGGCCUGGCCGGCUUCCUCACUUGCUAUGUCUGGAGGCUGGCCCGGCACGUCUGCACCAUGUACGAGCUGCACAGCAAAGAGCGCUACUGCGGGGUCUGCAUCUUCCUGCUCACCACUUGGCAUGGCAUCCCCACCCUGCUCUGCAACGCCCUCAAGAUCACCUUUGCCGUGGCCGACCUGGCGGCCGUCGCCCUGAUCAACCAGGAUUUCCUCAGCACCUCGGAGGCCAUACGCUUCUGGACACCACUCACCAUCUGCUACACCCUGCUGGUCAUCUACAUGCAAGAGGAGCAAAGGCAGAACCCCAGCCAGCAGAUGAUCUAUCAGACAGUGUUUGUGAGGAUGGGAGGCCUCCUCAUCCUCCUCAUGACCGUGGGCCGGUGGAUGGACAUCGUGAACAUCUUCAUCUCGCUGGUGGGUGAGAUCUGGUGCCUGGUUCGGGCUGGAAUCAUGCUGGACGUCUGUCGGGCCCAGGUGAGCCUGCACACGUGUCCUUCGUGCAUGCUG
Molecule: messenger RNA, 888 nt
Organism: Pelodiscus sinensis (Chinese soft-shelled turtle)
Lineage: Eukaryota; Metazoa; Chordata; Testudines; Trionychidae
Gene: TMEM82
Product: transmembrane protein 82
Source: RefSeq, a predicted model, not a curated record